GCCUUUCGUAUGGAUAUAAGUAGAAAUAUUUGUGUACGUGACACUAUAACUGCGACUGUUCCCAUGUCGGAAAAAUUCCAAUCUGUGACACUUAACAAAGCCAAAUCGACUUUUUAUGAAAAUACCAUUAAAAAUGAAGGAAGAAUGUAUAAUAGUUUGCCGAAUAUGUUUUUUCGUGACAACCAAAUAGCAGCGGUACAGAAAGAUGUUUUACAGCCACUUGAUUUUAAAUUCAUACCUUGGCGAAUAGAAGCAAACAGCUUUCAAAGGACAACAAUGCCUUUAUCUAAUGAAUACUGUGAAGAAUUGAAAUCGUCAACGGAGGCAUGCAAGAACUUUGAAAAUCAUCAAGGCACUGCCACCAGUAGCACUUUUAAUAACAAAAUUGCACUGAACGAAAGUUGUGUAAGUGGUCGUUUGGAAAUUCGAGUUAUACCCCAAGAAAAACUAAAUACAAAGGAGAAUUUUAUCUACGAUAUUGUUCCUACAGAACUUAUCAAAGACAAAAUAGAUUCAGCUAUUACUGUUGUCCCUCUAGAAGCGAAUGAUAGUGACAUCAGAUCUGCUAAAAUCGAAGUAUUGACACAGAAACAACCAAGGCAAACGAAUCAAAGCAGUAUGAUAAUUUCAACGCAUUCAAAAAUAUUUCAUGAUCUAAUAAACAUAAGUGGUUCUGACAUUACUGAUACUGAAAAAAAAUCUUACUGUAGUCCUAUAAAUACACCCAGUAAAAGUGAAGACAUCAAGGAUAAGAACGAAUCUGAUGGUAUUUUAGCUACAAUCCUAACAAAUAUCAAUACUGGUGAUGCUUCAACAGAAACUAACGUACUCGGAUGUAAUCGAAUAAAUUUCAAUGAAGUCGUCUGUGAGGAUGAACUAAAUGGUUCAAAAAGUCAUGAAAUUCCAGGUUUAGUUUGCUUACCUCCGAGUAAAAUACCGGUUCCCAACAUCCGACAAACAAAAUGUGCUUCCUGGUCUGGAUCAGACUUAACAACAGCGUUAUCUCUGGUGGGAACAAGUUCGUACUGCGUCACAACAACAAUACAGGAAUCCGAGUCGACRAGAAAUAAUGAAAAAAAUUGGGAACACGGUACAAAACGAACAGCCAAUGAUGUUAGAGGCGAUAACGUAAAUCAAAACACAACUUUGACGGAUUUAACACCAGAAAUUAAUAAAAUACUGGCAAUUGUUUUCAAAGAAAUUGUUUUUACUAUUAUUCUGAAGCUUAAAACGGAUAGGAUAAGGAAAUAUAUUGACUAAUAGAAAAAAAGUAUAAGGUGUUCCAAUAAAGGCAAAAUCAUGAA
Molecule: messenger RNA, 1304 nt
Organism: Bactrocera latifrons
Lineage: Eukaryota; Metazoa; Arthropoda; Insecta; Diptera; Tephritidae
Source: RefSeq, a predicted model, not a curated record